UUUUGCUAAAUUUGUUGCUACUUUCACUAAUUCAUCCGUCGACUCUUCUUCUAGGGUUUGAAUCACUUCUAACAAUCGGAUGCCGCACCGCUCUCUCUCAUUUCUAACGUAAACCGCCCCAUUUUUGCUAGUGAAUAAGAGAGUGAAACUUGUGCGCCAUUGAGUGCGUGUGGUCUGAAGCUAAGCGACCCUUGAUCCUUUCCCCCUCAAUGAUAUUGACCUGAUCGUUAGUUCAUAGUUAGUUCGGAAUUGGUCAUGCCUUCUUGGUUUCUUCAGUCGUAGGAAAGAUUUUGGAACUCCAUAAAUGGGUGUGCCUAAGCAGAAGUGGACAUUAGAAGAGGAAGCUGCCCUUAAAGCUGGAGUAGCCAAGUAUGGACCAGGAAAAUGGAGCACAAUUCUCAAGGACUCGGAGUUUGUCUCUGUCUUGCAUUUACGUUCCAAUGUGGACCUUAAGGAUAAGUGGAGAAAUUUGAACUUGAUGGCUAGUGGAUAUGGAUCCCGUCAAAGGGCUAGACCUGGAAAGUCAAAAACUCAGUCAAUUCAUAAGCUUGAAAAUAUUUCUACUGCUUCCAAAGAAGACCAUGACAUGAAAGUUUGUAUUCCAGAUCCUUCUACAACAUUAGCUGCACGAUUGCAAAUUGGUAGUUCUAACAUGUCAAUGCCAAGGUUGGAUAGCCUUAUAUUGGAUACCAUAGCUAAUCUGAAGGAGUCACAUGGUUCUAGCCGUGCUGCAAUUGCCGAAUACAUUGAGGAGAAGCAUUCAGCACCUCCCAACCUUGAAAAACUGUUGAAAGCGGAGUUGAAGGCUUUGAUAGGUUGCGGAAAAUUGAUCAAGGUAAAGCAUCGGUACAGGAUUGCACCAAGUUCUUCAUAUUUGGGUUUAAAAGAGAAUCCAUCCCUGUUGCUCCUAGAAGUAAAACAGGAAUAUUGCUCAAUGGAAGAGACGGGUGCUACCAAGAUUCUUACAAAAGCAGAUAUCGAUGCAGAGUUGGAGAAGAUGAGGAGCAUGACCCCACAGCAGGCUGCUGCUGUUGCUGUGAAGGCAGUUGCAGAGGCAGAAGCUGCUAUUUCAGAAGCUGAAAGGGCAGAAAGGGAAGCACAGGCAGCUGAAGCUGAUGCAGAGUUAGCCAGAGUAUUUGCUGCUGCUGCAAUGCAGUCAUUAAAGCGAACUGCACUUUGCACAUGACUAGAAUGAGAUUGAGACAGAUAUGUGCAGUGCUCUAAAGAAUACAGGUCUCCUUUGCUGUGGAUAUGGUAGGUUUCUGGCUUAUGAAGGUUUCCAACUUCAGUGAGGUAAUUAUGAUGGAGUAUAAGUAGAUAGCGAGUGUUGUUUGACAUUGGAACGAGUUUGCCAUUCUUGAGAUGUGAAAUUGCUUACCAUUUGGUUUUUGGCUAUAUAACAUUUUCAAGAGCA
Messenger RNA from Cynara cardunculus var. scolymus (artichoke), 1414 nucleotides. RefSeq names its product telomere repeat-binding factor 1-like. The record is from RefSeq and is a predicted model, not a curated record. Gene Ontology annotation, cellular component: nucleosome. Bases 305 to 1186 code for a protein of 293 amino acids. Gene Ontology annotation, biological process: nucleosome assembly. NCBI's taxonomy places the organism in Eukaryota, Viridiplantae, Streptophyta, Magnoliopsida, Asterales, Asteraceae. Gene Ontology annotation, molecular function: double-stranded telomeric DNA binding. The transcript is spliced from 8 exons.